This is a messenger RNA of Rhincodon typus (whale shark), 2471 nucleotides long. It is a transcript of the gene tada2b, whose product is annotated as transcriptional adaptor 2B. The transcript has a single exon. Gene Ontology annotation, biological process: chromatin remodeling; regulation of transcription by RNA polymerase II. Bases 76 to 1353 code for a protein of 425 amino acids. Gene Ontology annotation, cellular component: SAGA-type complex; nucleus. The record is from RefSeq and is a predicted model, not a curated record. Gene Ontology annotation, molecular function: transcription coactivator activity; protein binding; zinc ion binding. NCBI's taxonomy places the organism in Eukaryota, Metazoa, Chordata, Chondrichthyes, Orectolobiformes, Rhincodontidae.
AGAGCCGUGGAGGCCGGCCGGCGGGCGGGAGGGCGAGAGCGCGCACCCACACCGAGCGCGCAGGCUCGUCGCACAAUGGCGGAGCUGGGUAAGAAGUACUGCGUCUACUGCCUGGCUGAUGUGACGAGCCUGCGGCUCCGCUGCACCGAGUGCCAGGACAUCGAGCUCUGCCCCGAGUGCUUCUCGGCUGGCGCCGAGAUCGGGCAGCAUCGGCGCUGGCACGGCUACCAGCUGGUGGACGGCGGGCGGUUCACACUGUGGGGAGCCGAGGCGGAGGGGGGCUGGACGAGCCGGGAGGAGCAGCUGCUGCUCGAUGCCAUCGAGCAGUACGGCUUCGGCAACUGGGAGGACAUGGCCGCGCAUGUAGGGGCGCGCGCCCCGGCGGAAGUGAUGGAACACUACGUCAGCAUGUAUAUCCAUGGCAACCUGGGCAGAGCGUGCAUCCCGGAUUCCAUCCCGAACCGCGUGACUGACCACACGUGCCCGGGGGGCGGCCCCUUGUCGCCCAGUUUAACGGCUCCUCUGCCGCCGCUCGAUAUCACCGUGGCCGAGCAGCAGCAGCUCGGUUACAUGCCGCUGAGGGAUGACUACGAGAUCGAGUACCUACAGGACGCCGAGACCCUCAUUAGUGGCCUGGCCGUCAACUACGACGACGAGGACGUGGAUAUCGAGCUGAAGCGGGCCCAUGUUGACAUGUACGUGCGCAAACUGCGGGAGCGGCAGCGCCGCAAGAACAUGGCCCGCGACUACAGCCUGGUGCCCGCCUUCCUGGGCAAGGAGCGAAAGGAUCGGCCGCUCAAGCGCAAAGUGACUAAGGAGGAGAAGGAGCUGCGGACCAAGCUGCGGCCAAUCUGCCAGUUCCUGUCCGCCAAGGAGUUCGACGACUGCUUCGACAACCUGCACAAGGAGCGGGCGCUGCGGGCCAAGAUCCGCGAGCUGCAGCGCUACCGGCGCAACGGCAUCGCCAAGACCGAGGAGUCGGCCGAGUACGAGGCAGCCCGCCACAAGCGGGAGAAGCGCAAGGAGCUGCGCAACAGCGCGGCCGCCAAGCGCGGCAAGGACGAGGCCGGCAAAGAGGCUGCUGCCGCCGGCGCCACAGCGGAGUUCAACUCCAUGGAGAACCUGGCCGGCUUCGACCUGCUGUCCGAGCGGGAGAAACUGCUGUGCAGCUCCCUCAACCUCAGCCCCACACGGUACCUGACCGUCAAGACCAUCAUCAUCAAGGACUAUCUGCAGAAGAGGCAGGGCAUCCCUUCCAAGAGCCGCCUGCCCAGCUACCUCGACAAAGUCUUAAAGAAGAGGAUAUUGAAUUUCUUAACGGAGAGUGGUUGGAUUGCCCGGGACGCUUCUUGACACUGCUUUUUUUUCAUCUGGAGGAAAAUACUUUUUUUUUCAAUGCCACUAUGUCCCAAGAAAUGCCAAGUGUUUCUUUUUUAUCAAAGAAAGUCCAAAUGACUUUUGGUGUAGUGUGCAACAGGUAGUCAGCUGUGGAUAGGAAUACAUGGUUUUCAUACCGUGGAAUUUGACAAAUCGCAGCAAACUUUUUCAAGAUGAGCUAAAGUAAGCAAGCAUGUUAAUUAAGCCUUGUUUAAGACAGUUGAGCCAUUAAACGAGAGUGCCACCAAAAGUCAAAAGAUCUACCUGAAAAAAAAUGGUGGUUACAUCUGGCUGCUACCUUUUUGGGGUCACAUCCUGUAGCUUUACUGGCCCUAAAUCAACAAACUGUCCCAACCUUCAUCUACUGAUGAGCUGAGCAAGAACAUGCUAAUCUACAGACUGUUCAGGCCUCUUGGCAAGCCCUGAUUCUGGCAGAUAGCUAAAAGACUAUUGGAGUAGGAGGAGGGAAUAUAAUAUUGGAUAACUGUAUUUAAUCGAUUCACUAAGGGACUUCAGCAAAUCUUAUGGCCUGUUUGUGAUUCUGAUUUUUGCGGGGGGGGGGGUUGCAUUCUGUAAAACCUGCCCCAUGUAAGUUAGUGGCAGGCCCCACUAACUCUUGAAAACAAAAGCAAAUAAUUGUCAAAUGAACAGCCCGAAACUUUAUUCAAUGUCUGAAAGAUGUGCAAAACUUAGGCAGUUGUUGCAUUUUGAGUUUCUGCAUAACUGAUUUGUGGGAGUUCUUUUUUUUAAAACAAGGACAGCGAUGUUACAUCAGAGGUUCUAAUUUGUACAGUUCACUUCACAGAAGUCCUUUUGAUUUGUUUAAAAUGUAGAUUUUUGAAUGAUCCUGUACGACUCUAGCAAGAGUUCAUUGAGAAUCUGGGCCUCUUUCAACAGGGUGAAAAAUUAGUAGUGGUCCAUUGCACAAUGAAUCGGUGACAGGAGAUUGGCUCACUGACAUGUUCAAAUAUUAUUCUUAAAUGUUACUUAAACCUUUCAUGCAAAUCUUACAAAUUGCCUUCCAAGAAAUAUUUGUAAACAGUCAGUUUUUUAAGUUAUUAAAUCAAAUACUAAUGGCUUAUUUUUGCCACUUA